GCUCUAUACGAUUGGCCCAUAAACCCAUUCUCACGACUGUUAGCCAAUGAAAAUUGACGUACUUCCAACUAAUAGGGAAUGUUUAGCGGAAAAUACGAAAUACCGGAAGUUCACCAAAACCGAAACAAAAAAUUUAAUUUCUGUUUAAGUAAGAUUGGGUAUAAACAUUUAGAAAUAUGCCAAGAGCUAAGGCAGCAGGAGGGACUGCAGCCAAAAAACCAAGGGCACCCAAAGCACACAAGCUAGCUGAGAAAUUUCCAAAUGGAGAACUUCUGCGAGAUUUAUGUAAAAAGAACUGGAGACUUGGGGAUGUCAUUGGGCAGGGAGGUUUUGGACUUAUAUAUUUAGCGUCUGACAAAGACUGUGCUAAAGUAGGCCCAGAUGCAGAAUAUGUUGUUAAAAUUGAGCCAAUUGCCAAUGGACCACUAUUCUGUGAGCUUCAUUUCUAUCAGAGAGUUGCCAAACCAGAUCUGAUUGAGGAUUGGAUAAAGAGUAGGAAAUUAAAAUAUCUAGGUGUACCCAGAUAUGUAGCAAGUGGUCAGCAUGACUAUAAAGGUGUAACCUAUAGAUUUAUGGUAAUGGAAAGAUUUAGCACAGAUUUACAAAAGGUGUUUGAAGAAGCUGGUAAAGUCUUCUCGAAACAGACUGUGUACGCACUAGCUCUGAGAAUGAUAGAUGCCCUGGAAUACCUUCAUGAAAAUCACUAUAUACAUGCUGACAUCAAAGCCUCCAACUGUCUCCUUGGUUACAAGAAGGGAAAAACAGAUGCAGAUACCAUACAUCUAGUUGACUUUGGUCUAGCAGCAAAAUAUGCCCCAGGUGGUACACACAGGGAUUACAAGGAAGAUCCUAGAAAAGCCCAUGAUGGUACUGUUGAGUUCACAUCCAUAGAUGCUCAUAAAGGUGUAGAUGGGGCAAGGAGGUCUGACAUGGAGAUCCUUGGAUUUUGUUUAUUACAAUGGCUAUGUAGUAAACUACCUUGGGAAGAUAAACUAGGAGAUAAAAACUAUGUUAGGGAUGCUAAAAUCAAAUACAUGAAUGAUAUUCAAGGUUUAAUGAAGAAAUGUUUUCCCAGUGGAAAUGCCCCAGUUGAAAUAACAACAUACCUUACAAUGGUACAGAAAAUGAGUUAUGAUGAGAAGCCUAAUUACAAUAAAAUGAGAGAAAUCUUCCAGAAAGGUCUCAAUAGUUUAGGGAUUAAGGACCAGUGGAAACUGGCCCUCCCUCUUGGUGGUGCUUCAGGAAAAGCCUCACCUAAGAAAGCUGUAAAAAGAACACUAAAAGAUUCCGAUAUAGAUUCACCUGUGAUAAAGAUGAAGGCCAAGGCUGCAUCCCCUAGACCCGGCACUCCCAAAGCUGGUUCACGACCUGGAACUCCUAGAACAACUGCACAGAAAGCUACACCUAAAGCAGUGGCACAGAAAAAACCUUCAACUCCAAAACAAACAGCCAGGGCCACAUCUGCUGCAAGGAAAGCUACCAGCAUUAAAACAGAAGCAAAGUCACCACGUGGGCGAUCACCAGCAGCAGUAAAGGCCCGUGCAGUUGGUGCUAAAGCAAUAGCAGGAACCUUGUCACCUUUAGCUUCACCUGAUAGAGGGAGGGCAUUGAAUGGAACAGCAAGGAGCAGAGUGAAACAAAGAGUUCAGUCACCUGCAGCAGAUUCUCCUGCACCAAAGAAAAGGAAAGUUGUCAGACGGAAAGAUGUUCAAAUGUCAGAAAUAGCUGUGCAGACAUCUCCCGGACUUAAGAAAAACAGAUGACUACUAAAUUGUAGUCUCAGUUAAGAUAGGGACCAACACUGUUUACAUGUUUCUCCUGUGAAACAAACUUAAAGCUGUACAAACCCAGCUUACUGACUAAUCAAUUAAUGUUAACAAUUAGAACGAUUCAGUUAUAUUUUGAUCUUAUAUUUCUUGUUUAUAUUUUAAGGAAUUAACAGGGAUAUAUACAUAAAAAUUGACCUGUUUACAAUGAACAUGUUACUAACAUUAUGAAAAAGAAAUGGUGAUUAAAAUCAUUUGUUUGUGUUAUACAUGUAAGCAUUUGCUUAAUAUGGAAAGAUUUGAUAGAUUUCAUGUUUUGAAUGCAUGUGUUUAGAUACUGACAAAUAAAGAGAUUACUUCAGCAAUUUUUUAUUUUAAAUGUCAAAUAGUUACAUUAUUUUAAGUUUUUAACAAUGUUUUAGCAUACUCAUUUUGACAUUUCUUUAUUAAUUUUAUAUAAAAAAAAUACAGUAAACUUAUUAACACUUUAUCAUUGAAAAAGAUGGACAUAAAAAAUGGUUAGGUUCAACAAAUAAAAUGCAUUUGACACAGGUAUAUUUUACUGGAAUGGGACAGUGCUCUUCAAAUUACAGUUUUAAGCUUACCGUACUAAAUAUUUUCUAUUUCAUCAAUUACUAAAGCAGAAAAUAAUUGUAUAUUUUGAUACUACUUGUAACCACCAGUCAAAUUUCUUAUAUUUUUGGAAUAUUAUAAAAUAAAUUACAGUUUUUUUUCUUAUCAUGUUUUUGUUACUUUGGCUUACUAAUAAACUGAUCUAUUUGCCAUCUUGAAUAAUAAAGUAUAAACUUAA
Messenger RNA from Ruditapes philippinarum (Manila clam), 2577 nucleotides. RefSeq names its product serine/threonine-protein kinase VRK1-like. The coding region runs from base 177 to 1763 and encodes 528 amino acids. The transcript is spliced from 13 exons. Gene Ontology annotation, cellular component: cytoplasm; nucleus. The record is from RefSeq and is a predicted model, not a curated record. Gene Ontology annotation, molecular function: ATP binding; protein serine/threonine kinase activity. Gene Ontology annotation, biological process: signal transduction; peptidyl-serine phosphorylation. NCBI's taxonomy places the organism in Eukaryota, Metazoa, Mollusca, Bivalvia, Venerida, Veneridae.